This is a messenger RNA of Thalassophryne amazonica, 2675 nucleotides long. RefSeq names its product calpain, small subunit 1 a (gene capns1a). The coding region runs from base 136 to 774 and encodes 212 amino acids. The transcript has 11 exons. The record is from RefSeq and is a predicted model, not a curated record. NCBI's taxonomy places the organism in Eukaryota, Metazoa, Chordata, Actinopteri, Batrachoidiformes, Batrachoididae. Gene Ontology annotation, molecular function: calcium ion binding.
UAACCAUUACUUUAGCUACCAACCAACCCUCUUAAAGAAGAAGAAGGUUGGGCGUGUGUUGACGGAUUCCUGGCAGAGAUUUUUGCUAAAUAUUUUCUUUCAACUUUACAUCGUGUUGUUAAGUUUGAAACAAAGAUGUCGUGGCUCAAUAAUAUAAUUAAAAUUGUCAGCAACAUCGACCCUGCCAUGUUUAUCCCUUCUGAUCCUCCUCCACCUCACAGGCCGAUGGUAUAUGCUGGAGAGAAUGAGAGUGAUGAGGACAGACAAUUCCGAAGAGUCUUUCAGCAGCUUGCUGGAGAUGACAUGGAAAUCAGCCCAACUGAGCUGAUGAAUGUUCUCAACAGAAUCAUUUCAAAGCAUGAAGACCUGAAGACUGAUGGAUUCAGCAUUGAGUCUUGCAGGAGCAUGGUUGCAGUCAUGGAUAGUGACAGUACUGGGAAACUCGGCUUUCAUGAAUUCAAAUACCUCUGGAACAACAUCAAGAAAUGGCAGGGCGUGUACAGGUCCUAUGACUCAGAUCGCUCAGGGUUUAUUAGUGCGGACGAGCUGCCGAAUGCUUUCAAAGCUGCAGGCUUCCCGCUAAGUGACAGUCUGUUUGCGAUGAUAAUUCGCAGAUACAGCGACGAAAACGGUAACUUGGAUUUUGACAAUUACGUCGGCUGCCUUGUGAGGCUUGAUGCCAUGUGCCGUGCAUUUAAAACCCUGGAUAAGGAUAACGAUGGCACGAUCAGAGUCAAUGUUCAGGAGUGGCUGCAGUUGACCAUGUACUCUUGAGUUCACUGUGUCCACCUGCCUUGUUUUUUGGAACCUUUUCUUCACACAUUAUAAAGUUUUUGGGUUUUUUGGUCUGUUCUUAGUUUGUGUUAUGCACCAUGUUGUUUAUUUUCAACAUUUUAGAAAUGUGGCAUUUCAGCAGAGUGACAUCGUUUGCAUAGAAAAGCAUAAACCAGCAUUCUCAGUGCUGGACAUGUGUCUGCAUGUCACACAAAUGCUCAUGAAUGCUCUUAACGUGAUACACGCUGUUGUGUAUUGGGUCGCUACCAUAUUAUUAUAUAAUCAAUAUUAUCUCUGUGCCAUUUGAUUUUGUCGUCCCUCUUUCGGUCACACUCAGCGUGAGAAUGGUGGGGGGGGGGGGGGGGGGGGGGUGACGGCAACAAGCUUCUGUUGCAGUGUCUGGGGCUGAUUUCACAAAGAUAUGCUCACCUGACUUAUAGGCUUAACUUGUUUUGCACUUACAGUGUCUUAACACUAAAGUACAAGUGGACAGUUUCACGAAAAGAAAACCCCUUUACUAAUUUUUAAACCAAAAAUUGUAGUCUUGUCAUACUGUUGUGUGUCUGGAGCACAAAUGGCCUCUUUAACAGCCAUACAACCUGCUGGGAGGGAAGGAACCAAGACGGCAUCGUGUUUCGCCCACGCACGUGUUAUCACUUAACUUCUUCAAAGGACUACGGUGGUUUGCAUACAGACUGGUUGAGCAACAUCUCCAUGCUGCUGCUGUUAGUUUUGCUGCACCCAUUGUUGGUGUUUGAAAACACGGAUGUGGACAUGUAGUGUAAUUCACUCUGACUGUUGGCAGACUUUCAAAUCAAUCCUGAUUGAAGAACUUAUUUUCUAAUUAAAGCCUCUAUUCUGAUUUGAACUUUCUUGAGCCUGCCCUGGGAAUCGAGCCAUUUAAUCUGUUGCCAUGUAAAUUAUAGGUUGUACCUUAACUGGUGCAACAGCAUGAGCGGAAGUGUAAAACAGGUUGGUCAUGGUUUGCACACACCCAGCCAACCCUGUCAGUAAAUCUCGGAACAUUGAGAGCAGUGCUGCCCAGCCCUGUCCUUCAGAUAUCCUCCACAUAUCCUGUUUUUGAGAAUGGAUUCACUGUUUAAAAGCGUUAUGCAGCCUCAUCCCCGAAUGUCCUGUUCUCAGUUCGUCCUUACACAUGCACUCAUAGUUACAGAAUCUAUUGACCCUACCCGUGUUCUGGCUUUGGUAUUAACUGAAAACAUCUGUGUGGGUGGAGCAGCUUUGUGAAUGUGAUUAUCUAGAUAUUAAGUGUGAGUCAGUGUCUUUAUGAAACCGGCCCCUGGUGCACUUGUUAGUAAUGGGAGAUGAUUUGGCUUCUUUUUUUGUGUGGCUAAAACUCGGAGAAAGGUUUACCUGCGUGAGUUAGAUGAAUUAUGUUUGCUUAUAGGCUGUAGCAAGCAAACAGAUUUUUUUGCACACCGUUUUACUUCAGAUGUCAGGGAUUAUAGUGCUUUUUACGGCUGGAAGCACUAAUAAAUUACUUCUGCACAAUAAAUGGUAGAAUGUUAAAGUACUUAGUGUAUCAAAAUUUUUGUCCGUGAUAAAUCUAGAGUAUAAUGAACAUGCUGAGAGAUAAUGAUUCCGUGGAAGAUUGUGAAAAUGUGCCAUCUGUCUACUUUUGAUGGUGGACCUUUGCUGUAUGCCUCAGAAUAUGAUGAGCUUUGCAUAACACUGUCUGUCCUGUUCAAAAUGUAUGCACCAGAUAAUCUAACAUAGCGUGUGAAUUUACAAAAUGUAACAAAGAUAUUCAAGCCACUAUUGCAUGCAGCUUCAGAGAGCGAUGCCAUUGUUACUUUCUUAUUUUUUCAGAAAUGUUACUGAAAUGCAUAGCAAGAUAAGUAACUGUGCCAUAUUUGCAAUAAAAGGGGUACUGUAUGUUA